AAUGAUAUAUACAUACAUAUGUGCUGUGAACGCGAUAGUAAGUAGAAAAUGCCAAUACAGUUCCGAAUUUCCCUUUUUGGCAGCAUUGCAACACUUUUUUGCUAAUAAAUAAAUAGUUUUUUUAGCGCACCUACAGGAAUUUAAUUCAUGGAAAACAAUUAUUAUAUAAAAAUUUAAUAAUUAAGAUCAAUUAUUAUAUACAAAAGUACCAAAUAAUAUAUAAACUGUUUGGUUAUGUAGUCACUAUACAACGUUUAGAAGAAAUUUUUGUAGUAGCCUUAUAUCGCAUCAAAAUGGAUGUAGUUGUUAUAUUGGAUACAACUGAAGGUGGUGGUUCAUCUCUAGAACGUCAAAUUGCCCUAGAAGAAACAAAACAAGCUGUACAGGCUGUAGGUGCAAAUUUCCAACGUGUGCAUUUUGAAAAAUUGGAUUUUGGUGAAACUAAAGUUUUGGAAACGUUUUAUAAUGCUGAUGUUGCGAUUAUAGAUUUGAGUAUUCAAGCUCAACAACGUCCCUUAUUCUAUCAUUUGGGUGUACGAGAGAGUUGGGGUAUGAAGGCUAACAUUCUGAUCUAUAAUGAUGUUCAGUCCAAACAAACAUUGUGCCUUAAAUUAUCAUGUGCUAAUUAUACUUUUUUGCCUUAUAAACAUAAUGCGGAGUCUUCUGUUUGUAACUUAACAAAUUACAAUAAAGAGUUACCUGCAGACACUAAAAUCCCAACAUUAUUGUCUGGUUUGAAGCGUCUCUUACAAGAUGUGGAAAUACAGUCAAAAACACAUAUGAGAGAAAAGUUUUUAUCUGAUCUACGGGAUGCCCGUGAAAGUUGUGCUACGAAUUUAGAAAAACAGAAGGUUUUACAUGAAAUGCGGCGGCGUCUUGAUGAUUCUCACGUGCUAUCUGGGGAAGUUGUUCAUAGUUUCAUGUGCUCUCUACGAGAUGUGCAGGACUACGAUGCAAUGGUUCGUUUGGUUAGUGAUUUAAAAAAUAUACCAAGUACUCGAAAAUAUGUUGAGACUGGUAACAUGAGUUUCUUAUAUGCGUUUGCCCUUAAUAGACGUAAUAAAAAGGGUGAUAGAGAGAAAGCUUUAGAAUCCUCACUUAAGGCAUUGGAAAAGAAAGAAAAUGAAUUUCCCGACAUGUUGUGUUUAUGUGGACGCAUUUACAAAGAUAUUUUUGUAGAAUCAGAUUAUUCAGACAUGAGUAGUCUGAGAAAUGCUAUUAAAUGGUAUCGGAAGAGCUUUGAUAUUCAACCCAAUGAAUAUGCUGGAAUAAAUUUAGCCACAUUGUUAGUAAUAGAUGGUAAAGAGUUUAGUAACACAGAAGAAUUGCAGCACAUAGGCAUGACAUUAAAUAAUUUAAUUGGAAAAAAAGGCAGCCUUUCGUCACUGUUGGAAUAUUGGGAUGUAGCUACAUUUUUUGAAAUAUCUGUUUUGGCAGAGGAUUAUGCAAAAGCAAUUCAAGCCGCUGAAUGUAUGUUUAAACUUAAACCACCUAACUGGUAUUUAAAAUCUACAAUUGGAAAUAUAUCUUUAAUUCAACGUUCACGUAAGAAAUCAGAUGAUCUGCAAAAUAGAGUAGAAGGUCAUGUCUUUCAAUUUUGGAUGGACUUUUUUUUAGAGGCUACAACUCCUGAAAAAAUCAGUAACAUACGAUUUCCAAUCCUGAUUUUAGAACCACAAAAAAUUUAUAUGCCUAGCUACGUUAACAUAAAUAUGGAUGCCGAUGAGAAAUCGAUACAAAUUGUAAAUAUAUGUCUUGCACAUUCAAAAAAUAAAUGCAAAAAAGUACACGACUUUGUAUUUACUGCAUCACAAAUAAAAUCUGUUAGCUUGUAUAAACGUGACGAUCGUUGUGCUUAUCUAUAUGUGCAUCACAAUUCAGAUGACUUCCAAAUAUACUUCCCAUCAACCGAAUGUCGACAGAAGUUUUAUGAACUUAUAUUAGAAAUGGCAUCUGAUCAGGAAGUGUUUGUUAAUCUUAAUAUAGAUGACACACGCCAGAUUGAGUACGAAUAUGACUAUGAUGAUCAAAAUCGUAAAAUUAUACUUGGUAGAGGCACUUAUGGAACUGUUUAUGCAGCACGUGAUAGGCAGACACAAGUGCGUAUUGCUAUUAAAGAAGUGCCAGAGAAAAAUUCACAAGAUGUACAACCAUUGCACGAAGAAAUCAAGUUACACUCACAAUUAAGGCACAGAAAUAUUGUACAGUAUUUGGGAUCCCAUUCUGAAGACGGUUUCUUCAAAAUUUUUAUGGAACAAGUGCCUGGAGGUUCCCUUUCCGAUCUCUUGGAAACAAAGUGGGGGCCAUUAAAGGAUAGUGAAUCUACGAUGGCAUUUUAUUCUAAACAAAUCCUAGAAGGUUUAAAAUAUUUGCACGAACAAAAAAUAGUACAUCGUGAUAUUAAAGGAGAUAAUGUACUUGUUAAUACAUAUAGUGGUGUGGUGAAAAUAUCGGAUUUUGGUACCUCAAAACGUUUGGCUGGUAUUAACCCCAUGACUGAAACUUUUGCUGGUACAUUGCAAUAUAUGGCGCCAGAAGUAAUCGACCAAGGCUUUCGCGGUUAUGGACCGGAAGCUGAUAUAUGGUCGUUUGGUUGUACAAAUGUAGAAAUGGCUACAGGAAAGCCACCUUUUAUUGAACUUGGUUCUGCACAAGCUGCUAUGUUCAAGGUUGGUUACUAUAAAAUUCAUCCAAUUAUACCAGAAGAAUUAUCAGCUAUGGCAAGAAAUUUUAUAUUACGUUGCUUUGCAAUCAGUGUAAUGGAUCGUCCAACGGCUGCACAAUUAUUAGAAGAUCCGUUCUUAUCAGAUAAACAUCGAAAAUUACGUUUAGGUCCACCAACUACUUCCGACUUUGGUCGUAGUAUAUCAGUUCCUGCAGACCGUUUAGUGCAUAAAUCAAAUAAUCCUGCAUUAAUGACAUAUGCCAGUGCUACCUGUAAUACUCCUACAACUCCGGAAUUAGAGGUUAAUCAUUCUUCCUCUGUUGAUAUUGAUGAGUUGCCCAGCAAUCAAUUUAUUUUAGAACGACGGAACUCAUCUGGAUUUUUGUUAUCACCAGAAAUAGAAGCAUCAACGCCAUCGUUGCGUACCCAUACCAGUGAAACUAGUGAAACAGAUGGCUUUUAUCGUUUAAAGAAAGAUUCGCAACGACGAACUACUUUGUCAAAAGUUUUGGCACAAGAUGAGAAUAAAAUUUGUAAUAUUUGGUUAGAUCGGAUUCAAACAGAUCGUAAAAUAAAAGUCUCUAUCACACCAAAUGAAUUACAAAUGUUAAUACGUGGAUUGAGAGAAUAUAUAAUUAGCGAAAAUGAAAAAAAUCUAGAAAGUACUAUAAAUGAUUUAAAACAAAGUUUGAAUUUUGAUGCAGUGGCUUUGGAUCAUUUACAUUUAGCGCUAUACUCUUUUCAAGAUGCUGUUGUUACAGUAUUGCGCUCACAUUUUAUUAAACCACAUUGGAUGUUUGCUCUAGACAAUUUAGUCAAACGUGCGGUGCAAGCUGCAGUAACCAUUCUGUCUCCAGAGCUUGGUGCCAAUCUUGCUGGUAAAGAGCUUUCUUGUAAUGAUGAUGAAAGUGUUCACAAUCAACCACACACCUCAACCGAUAGUCAAGAAAAAAUAUCAACUGAACAUGUUGUAACAACACUUGUAGUUGAAGAAGAAUCAAGUUCAACUCCCACGGAAUGUCUUAGGAUUCUAAAAGAUAUCAAAGAAUCCAGUCGACAAUUUCAUCGUCAGCAUUUGGAUUAUCAAAAACAAAAUUUAAGAGCACUUCAAAACAUAAGUAAAGAGUUAGCUCAUAUUUAUAUGGGCCCUAGGCGUACUAGGUAUUCAUUCAGAAAUUUUAAUAAAAAACCGCUGAGAAAUUGUAAGAGACAAAUCUUCAACAGAACACACAACAAACACAAUUUCAGCAUAUACGAAGUUGAUGAACAGUUGCAACAAUGGCUAACUCAACACGAUAUUGAUGAGUUUUCUAAAUCUAUUAUAUUAAAUGAAGGAUUUACUUUUGAAGAUUUUAUUCUAAAUAUGGAAAAACUUGAUCUUAUGCGUUUAGAAUUACGGUUGGGAGUAGAAGUAAAAGUUUGGAAACUCAUCUCCCAAGAACGAAAUAACUUAGAUACAGUCGAUAAUCACCACUUGAGAAAGUCAAAAGAAGAUGCUUUUAAAUCAGUUGCCUUAAAUCAUAGUAAAAAUCGAAAGCGUUCAAAACAAACUGAAAGCGAAUAUGAUUCGUGUAGUGAAUAGGAAAAUCAUUAUUUAUAUAAACAUUUUGUUCGUUUUUGUAACAAGAAAAAGCGUUAAAUUAUUAUUAAAAAUAAAAAAAAUUGCCAUAAAAGUGUUAAUUUUGAA
Molecule: messenger RNA, 4352 nt
Organism: Teleopsis dalmanni
Lineage: Eukaryota; Metazoa; Arthropoda; Insecta; Diptera; Diopsidae
Product: mitogen-activated protein kinase kinase kinase 15-like
Exons: 14
Coding region: 294-4247 (1317 amino acids)
Biological process (GO): protein phosphorylation; MAPK cascade
Molecular function (GO): protein kinase activity; ATP binding
Source: RefSeq, a predicted model, not a curated record